AUGGCAAAAAUUAAUUUCUGUGAAGGCAGUACUUGCACAAUGAACAUUUCUGAAAACACUAUAAAACCCCUUACUUUUGAAUGGAUUAUAGUGGGUGAAUGUGGCAACUCCAAUGAAAAAUGGGAACGUGAUACUGUGAAUGAUAACACUUCAAUAGCAAUCUGGAUGUGCUCCAGAGAAAGGAGAACUCCUACUUUACAGCCCCCCAAAAUUCUGAAUUGUAAUGAAAAUCUGGACUCCCUAGCAUUACAGGUUGAAACUGUGUGCACCAGCAGUGUUUCAGGUAUGGCCAGUAGCAUUCAAAUCCUCACCUCCAUACCAGACCAACUGACCACACAGAACAUCUCUGAUGCUGUGAACAUUGCAGUGCAGAUUCUGAAAAAGCCAAAUGCUUCAGAAGAUUCUCAGGCAUCUGUGGCAGUAAUGGCUACAGUGAGUCAACUCUUGGUUGCCAAUGAAACAGAAUUCAACCACAAUAGUCUUGCCAAUGUUACAACAUAACUCAUGAAAACAAUGGAGGAAUUUUCUUUUACUGGCAAUAUCUCACAGUCCAAUACUGCAAUCCAGUCUGUUCCACUGAAAUUCAGCUUCUCUUUGAUUCAUUUUAUUAAGUCAUCUGUAACUUGGAUGUUUGCGAGUCUCUGUUCCUCUAUGCUCAUUUUUAACAUCAUCUUCAUUUCUGGACUUGAAAACCAAAAUGCCAGGAAUCACAGCAGAAAUACCACCACCUGCUACCAGCAAUACCUUCCUUAUGAUGUCGCCAGUAACACCUUAGUCACAUCUGACAUGGAAGAUCCUCCUGCAGACUCCCAGUGUACGGCCUUGGCUGUCCUCCUGCACUAUCUUUUGUUGGCGACAUUGAUGUGGACAGCACUCAGUUCUGCACAGCUGUACCUCCUGCUGCUUAGACUCACAAAGCCCCUGCCCAGACACUUCCUUCUAACCAUGUCAGCAGUUGGAUGGGGUAAGAUUUGAAGUCGUAUACAUGGCAACCCUUACCAAAGUAUCCGUACAUAGUACCUUUAGGGAGAGUUUUGCUGGCCUGCAGCACGGGAGCAAAAUCAGAAUUUCAGUGUGCAAAAGCCCAUGUUGUGGUCACUCCUCUUGCCAGUAGCACUCAUAAUCACCUUUAUGAUCAUCAUCUUCAUCAAGAUUGGCGUCUCUGUGAUACAGAAGAAGAACAAGAAUUUGACAAGGUGA
Molecule: messenger RNA, 1200 nt
Organism: Eurypyga helias (sunbittern)
Lineage: Eukaryota; Metazoa; Chordata; Aves; Eurypygiformes; Eurypygidae
Gene: ADGRG7
Product: G protein-coupled receptor 128
Exons: 9
Biological process (GO): cell surface receptor signaling pathway; G protein-coupled receptor signaling pathway
Cellular component (GO): membrane
Molecular function (GO): G protein-coupled receptor activity
Source: RefSeq, a predicted model, not a curated record